Molecule: messenger RNA, 411 nt
Organism: Cavenderia fasciculata
Lineage: Eukaryota; Evosea; Eumycetozoa; Acytosteliales; Cavenderiaceae
Product: U5 small nuclear ribonucleoprotein subunit
Exons: 1
Coding region: 1-411 (136 amino acids)
Biological process (GO): mRNA splicing, via spliceosome
Cellular component (GO): cytosol; U4/U6 x U5 tri-snRNP complex; U2-type catalytic step 2 spliceosome
Molecular function (GO): GTPase activity; U5 snRNA binding
Source: RefSeq, a predicted model, not a curated record
AUGGUCGAAAUCAUCUCGCCACCCGACUGUGUCUCCUCGAUCGAGACUGUCUUCCACCGUCGUCGUGGUAACAUCAUCCACGACUUUCCCAAGCCCGGCACCCCACUCCAUGUCACCAAGGGUCUCUUGCCCGUGCUCGACAGCUACGGCUUUGAGACGGAUCUCCGUAGUCAUACCCAGGGUCUGGCAUUCUGUCUCUCGGUCUUUGACCACUACCAAAUCGUGCCCGGCGAUCCACUGGACAAGGAUGUCCAGCUUUUACCACUCGAGCCAAGCCCCCAACAACACUUGGCACGUGAACUUUUAAUCAAAACAAGAAGAAGAAAGGGUCUAUCUGAAGACGUAAAUCUUUCAAAACAUUUCAACGAUGAACAAUUAUUAAAUUUAAUGUCUCACAUGUCAACAAAUUAA